AUGCCUUCCUACUCUGCUCUUACCAGAAUCAGCCCUCAGUAUGUCGAGGCAAACAAAGGCACCCAGAAGCUGUGCCUCAGCGUCAUGAAUCAGGAUGGCAAGCCUGCCAUCAUUGAUGCUUCAAUCGAGCUCGAACCUGAGACCUCGCUGAGCUGGAUCGAUUCCCUCAUUGUCACUGUCACUGAUGUCAACAAGGUUUCUUUGGGCUCUUGGGCCAUCAACCUUGGCGACACCCUGACCGAGACCAACGGUAGGAUCCUGUAUCCUCCCACCCACGAUCCCGAGGCGCCGCUUUAUGGCAUUCGGUACACGACAGACACUGCCGCAACCCUGUCAAUCGCGCAGACCUUCACGGGGGACUUCCAAGGCCCCAAGGUUGUCAGCGAGCAGUGGUACGAGGCCGCCGGCACUUACGACAUUCCCAUCACCCUGAAUGUACAGCUCUCCCUCGAAGCUGCCGCCACCGCUGUGACAGGACAGGCCUUGCCCGCCAGUAACGACACGGCCAAGACUGUGUUUCCCGUCUCGUUCUCGAACACUACCUUCCAGACUGUCUAUGUAGACAAGGAUGGAGAGUUCUCGUUGAUUGGCCCGGAUGCAACCGACGCAGGCACUCUGCUCGGGGUCUCACGAUCCAAGAACACGUUCUUCAUCCUACAGAACCCGGGCUCGUAUGAUCGCUUCGAUUGGAGCAGCAUCCCCACCACCGUCGCCAAGGCCGACCUGCCCGCAUACAAGCAAGCUAUGCUGCUUUCGCAGGGAGUCGACCUGCGCCGCAAUGGCUCGAACGGAAGCCGGAAGGAGAUCGUGUUCGGAGUGGGACCCAUCAGCCUUGGUGGCUAUGUGGACAUCUCCACGCUCGAGGUCGGUGUCGAGCUUGCUGUGAUCGGCAUCAGUCUCGGACAGGUCAGUGGCAAUUUGAAUGACGGCAUCAAGUUCAAGGUGGAUCUGAUUGCUGCUUCGGGGGAGGUCGACCUCUACCUCGAAGGAAGUUCGCCCAAGGAGGUUUGGGUGGGGUGGGAGGUGAAGGUCCUGUUUGGGGAUGUCUUGAAGGACAGCAGGAAGAUCAUGGAUAUCUGA
Anthostomella pinea is the source of this 1080-nucleotide messenger RNA. Lineage: Eukaryota; Fungi; Ascomycota; Sordariomycetes; Xylariales; Xylariaceae. The record is from the annotation of a GenBank genome assembly.